GUGAAGUGUUUUCAGAUUAAGUACGUCUCCAAUUCUCAGUCCCUUUCUCACCAUAUAGACAUCAAUGCCAACUUCCUCUUUUCUCUUUCCCCUGCUCUUCGUUUUAGCCUCAAUCUCAAUUACAAAUGGGGCUCAACUCAUUCUAGUAAACAACUGCAAUGAAAGUAUAUGGCCUGGUAUACUUGGCACUGCAGGCCUAGCCACUCCCCAAAGUGGCGGUUUCCACCUCGGCAGUGGCCAAGAACUAGUUCUUGAUGUACCUGAGAAGUGGUCAGGAAGGAUAUGGGGCAGGCAGGGCUGUCAAUUUGACAAUGAUGGAAAAGGCAAUUGUGAGACCGGCGAUUGUUUUGGCCAAUUGCAUUGCCAGGGGAAAGGGGGUGUGCCUCCAGCAACCGUGGUUGAAAUGACACUCGGAUCAUCAACUUCACCCCUGCAUUUCUAUGAUGUGAGCUUGGUUGAUGGAUUUAAUCUGCCCGUGUCAAUGAAACCAGUUGGGGGUGGAAUAGGCUGUGGUGUUGCCUCAUGUGAGGUUGAUUUGAACGUUUGCUGCCCAUCAGCAUUGGAAGUGAGGAGAGGAGGCAGGGUUGUGGGGUGUAAGAGUGCCUGCUUGGCUAUGCAAUCUGCUAAGUAUUGCUGCACAGGAAGCUAUGCAAAUCCAAACACUUGCAAGCCAACCCUUUUUGCGCAUCUGUUUAAGGCCAUAUGCCCCAAGGCCUAUAGCUAUGCUUUUGAUGACUCUUCCAGCCUUAACAAAUGCAGGGCUUCGCGGUACGUCAUCACUUUCUGCCCUGCCCAAUGAGCAAUGGCUGAAGGAGAUUUUAGACAUUGUCAAAUAUAUUGUUCUGCAAUGAAGCCAAUGGCUUUUGUAGUACUAUUCUAUACUUAAAAGUGAGGUUCUUAUUUUUUUUUUUUUCUUCAUUAGAAGAUUGGAUCUACUUUCUUUUUUUGAUCUGUUAGAAGCCAACUUUUAAGUCACACAUCAACUAUCACAUAAUAUAACCAAAUGAUGUGAUCCAUUAGAAAUUACUCUACAGAAAUUAAAUGGCAGUUUCCUGUU
Prunus mume (Japanese apricot) is the source of this 1057-nucleotide messenger RNA. RefSeq names its product Pathogenesis-related thaumatin superfamily protein. Lineage: Eukaryota; Viridiplantae; Streptophyta; Magnoliopsida; Rosales; Rosaceae. The record is from RefSeq and is a predicted model, not a curated record.